This is a messenger RNA of Sesamum indicum (sesame), 1393 nucleotides long. Its product is annotated as D-aminoacyl-tRNA deacylase. Gene Ontology annotation, biological process: D-amino acid catabolic process. NCBI's taxonomy places the organism in Eukaryota, Viridiplantae, Streptophyta, Magnoliopsida, Lamiales, Pedaliaceae. The record is from RefSeq and is a predicted model, not a curated record. Gene Ontology annotation, molecular function: D-aminoacyl-tRNA deacylase activity.
AUUAUCGUUUUCGUUUGUGAAAAUGACUCUUGUUGGUCUUCUAGCGAGAGUGAGGCUCAUAGAUUUCGGCCAUUGUAGAAGAGCAGCAGCUACAAGAUUCAACAGUGGGUAUAUUGCAAACUCCAGCGGGAAAAACACUUACACAACCAGUAUUAGAGAGAUGGUGACGUUGGUUGUGGCCACCACCGUCGACCCAGCAUCCGUCGGCCCGGCCUCCGCCCUCUUGUCAAUGCCCGGCUGGCAGCCUGGCCCUUCACUCCAGGGUAUCUCAAGUUUUGUGAACAAGGAAGUGAGGCUGUUGAAGCAUGAUAGAAGUAUUGUACGAGAGGAUCACUUGGACAGGAGAUGGGAGGAGGCCACUGGUGAGGUCGUUAAUGAGGUUAUUUUCCUUAGUAGGCACACAGCGGUCUCCAAUCGUCCUGCGCUUACAAUCCAUCCUAUUGGAGUACCCCAUCUACAAGUAGGGGAUGUACCACCAGCUGGUGGGAAGCCUGGAUGGGCUGCACCGCCUAAUCCACGUAUAGGACCGUGGCUCAGGCUGUUGAAAUCUAUUGCUGAAUCACAUAAUCUGAUUCCUGAAUUUGAGAUCACAUUGGAAGCAACUCAUCAUGGCCCGGAAAUUCACUCACCUACUAUGUUUGUAGAGAUUGGUAGUACAGAAGAAUACUGGAAGAGGCAGGAUGCUGCACAAGCCAUUGCUUUACUUGUAUGGGAAGGACUAGGGCUUGGAGAAGGAACUGCAGUAGGAGACUGGAGCAGGAACGCUGGACAAAACAAAGUUCUCCUUGGAAUUGGUGGUGGACAUUAUGUACCAAGGCAUAUGGAUAUCGUCCUAAAAGAUGGUGUUUGGGUAGGCCACCUUCUUUCAGGAUAUUCAUUGCCAAUGGUGGAUCCAGGUCAAUCAAAAUCCCACAAAGGCAUGCAAGGUGUGGGGGGGACCUGGAAAGAAGCAAUCAAAGUUUCAUUUGAGACAACAAAAGAAGCUUUUCCAGGGGGAGAAGUUCUGGCUCAUCUGGACCACAAGAGUUUCAAAAGUUGGCAGAAAAAUGCAAUUAUUGGAUUCCUAGCAGAGCAGGGCAUACAAAUCGGCAAGCCCGGUGACUUCUGCUAAAAAUUGCUGACUGCAAAUUGCUUUUGCCCAGUUGCCUUAUUGUUUUGAACAUUGGAUAAAACCUCACUUUAGCAUCGCGGGAUCUCAUUUCUGCCUCAUUAAGCCACAAUUGAAGGAUGUUGCUCCUAUUAUCAUGAACGACUCUUCAGAUUCAAGAAACAUCAUGUCCUAGUACUUCUAUAUUCAUUCUUUUAUCUUUGUAAUUGGCUUCCGUGGUUUUUGUUAUCUGGUCACACGUAAGUGAUGAACCUGGUUGAUUUAUGUAUUGAUAAUACUGUGGUA